AUGCAGGUCGGCCUCACCACCAUCCGGCUCUUCGCAAGAUGCCCUGAUGCCGUCCGGAUACGCUCAGUUUCCUUCCGGCUCUUUCAUUCCACACUCAAGCAGCCCCAUGACGAUUCCGCCAAACCUCAGCGUCCGCUUCAGGAACAGAGAAUACCGUCGCGAAUACACAUUAUAGGUGUGGGAAAUAUUGGAGGAUUCCUGGCCCACUCUUUAGCUGGUGAUACUAAACACCUGCCAAUAACCCUCUUACUGCACAACUCCAAGACACUGGAACGGUGGGGAAAGAAUAGGCAACGGAUAACGUUGGUACGAAAUGGACUCGCAGAGCAUAGAUGGGGCUUCGAUAUCAAUGUUAAAAGAGAUGGUGUUUGGUAUUACGUGCCGCAGGAUUCGAAACUAGCCCAGGAACAGAAGAGAGCUGGCGGGUAUGUUGAGCGAGAUCCCAUAGACGCAAACGAGGAAAUUAUUGACAACUUGAUCGUCGCUUCGAAGGCUACAAGGGUGCGGUGGGUGUUAGAAUCUGUUAAACAUCGUCUCACCCCGUAUUCUACAAUUGUCUUCGUACAUAAUGGCCUAGGGGUCCAGGAACAAGUGAACGAACACGUUUUCCCCGAUCCGAAGACUCGCCCGAGUUACAUUUUUGGAGUAAUCUCUCAUGGGUUGUUUAAGAUGGAUCAUUUUGUGAUCAAACAUGCAGGAGUCGGGACAUGUUUAUUGAGCAUCGGAUACACAAACCCGCUGGCCAGAGCCAAGACGGAAAAGGAUAUCGUGGAGUAUAAGAAGACGCGGGAACUGGAACGAAUAGCAGUCGGUCAUGAGCAAACAGAAGAACAACAAAAACAGGAGGGAGAAAAUAUAAUACAGCCAGGAGAACUCCAGGAUGAAGAACGGCUACAACACCAAAAAGACCUCCUAUCACUCCAUGAAGAAGCCGAAUCAAGCAUGCCCAAAGAUGUGUGGUCAUCCUCCUCUCUCUACCUAAUACGGGUCUUAACCCGUAACACCCAGCUAGUCGCCGCCGCAGUUCCUUCGGACACUUUCCUCCAACACCAACUUGAAAAGCUGGCCAUAAACUGCAUCAUCAACCCUCUCACCGUCAUUUUCGACUGUUUCAAUGGUGACCUCCUCUACAACUACCAUAUCUCCCGUGUCCAACGGCUACUCCUCCUUGAAAUCUCUGCUGUCAUCUGCGCUUUGCCGGAACUGCAGGGAAUUCCCGGUAUACAAGCGCGGUUCGCGCCUGACCGCUUGCGCACCCUUGCGGUGAGUGUUAUGGCGAACACGGCCAAGAACAUCAGUUCUAUGCUGCAGGAUGUGCGGCUGCGAAAUCCGACGGAGAUUAAGUAUAUGAAUGGUUAUAUUGUGAAGAGGGGGGAGGAGUUGGGGAUCAAGUGUGCAUUGAACUACAUGGUGGUUCAGAUGGUGUUGGCUCGAGAGAAAAUUAAGCUCGCGAAGGAAUUUGGAGAUGUCCCUAUGGUUAUUGAGCCGGAGGUGGCUGGGCGGGCUUAGAUGAUAAUGAUAUUUUCAUUUGUACUCGUAUAGGACAUAUAACUAACUAUGGCUUUCGGUGUUGGCAUAUCCUAAGGAUAAAAUAAAGCCCCCUUCUCCCUUUAAGUUAGACAACUUGAUAUCAUUAUCUCCAAUAAU
This is a messenger RNA of Histoplasma capsulatum G186AR, 1647 nucleotides long. RefSeq names its product 2-dehydropantoate 2-reductase. Lineage: Eukaryota; Fungi; Ascomycota; Eurotiomycetes; Onygenales; Ajellomycetaceae. Gene Ontology annotation, molecular function: NADP binding; 2-dehydropantoate 2-reductase activity. The coding region runs from base 1 to 1509 and encodes 502 amino acids. The record is from RefSeq and is a predicted model, not a curated record. Gene Ontology annotation, cellular component: cytoplasm; mitochondrion. The transcript has a single exon.